Messenger RNA from Thlaspi arvense, 351 nucleotides. The record is from the annotation of a GenBank genome assembly. NCBI's taxonomy places the organism in Eukaryota, Viridiplantae, Streptophyta, Magnoliopsida, Brassicales, Brassicaceae.
AAUCUAGCGACCACAGUGAAACUGAGCCGCAACCUAUACUGGACGGGGAGCCGGCUCCGCAAAACGGCGAGUGAGGUGAGCAUCACUUUAGGAGCAGAGGUGGGGUUAGGAGAGAGCAUGGGAAGCGAAGAAGACAGCGCUGUGAAAGAACCCCUCGAUCUUAUUCGGCUUAGCCUCGACGAGAGAAUCUACGUCAAGCUUCGAAAUGAUCGUGAACUCCGUGGAAAGCUUCAUGCCUAUGAUCAGCAUCUAAAUAUGAUACUUGGGGAUGUUGAAGAAAUUGUAACAACAGUGGAGAUUGAUGAUGAGACCUAUGAAGAGAUAGUUCGGGAAUUGCUGCGUCUAAAAUUC